UCCCCUCCAAAUCAUGUGAUUCAGGUGUUCCAAUCCCCUCCAAAUCAUGUGAUUCAGGUGUUCCAAUCCCCUCCAAAUCAUGUGAUUCAGAUGUUCCAAUCCCCUCCAAAUCACGUGAUUCAGGUGUUCCAAUCCUCUCCCAAUCACGUGAUUCAGGUGUUCCAAUCCCCUCCAAAUCAUGUGAUUCAGGUGCUCCAAUCCCCUCCAAAUCAUGUGAUUCAGGUGUUCCAAUCCUCUCCCAAUCAUGUGAUUCAGGUGUUCCAAUCCCCUCCCAAUCAUGUGAUUCAGGUGUUCCAAUCCCCUCCAUAUCAUGUGAUUCAGGUGUUCCAAUCC
Molecule: messenger RNA, 333 nt
Organism: Staurois parvus
Lineage: Eukaryota; Metazoa; Chordata; Amphibia; Anura; Ranidae
Source: the annotation of a GenBank genome assembly